CAAGCACAGUACCAGGUCCUGGCACAGAGGCGUCUGGGAAGCCAGAAGUUUCCAAAGCAGCGGGAACCCGAACCUGAGCAGAGCUCCCAGUAGCAGCGUGCACCAUGAAGGGGACACUGGCUGUGCUGGCCUUGCUGCUGAGCGGCGAGCUGGGCUUGCAGAGGAGUGAGAGUUUGACCAGUUGCCUGAUCUUUUAUGAGGUCUUUGGGACACUGUCCCUUGGAAGCAGGAAACUGCUGGAUGCCUCCUUGAGCUUGGUCGAUGCCACCCCAGCAGAGAAAGAAGCGCUGGGAAAAGUCCAGGAUUGCUACAAUGAGGGAGGGCUUACAGCCAAGGCCUUGGAUCUACAGGCCAUGGUAACUUCCUCCCCAUGCCCCGCCCCCACUCCAGAGCAGCACAUUGUAGAAUAG
This is a messenger RNA of Ochotona princeps (American pika), 410 nucleotides long. Its product is annotated as androgen-binding protein homolog. The transcript has 2 exons. The record is from RefSeq and is a predicted model, not a curated record. Bases 105 to 410 code for a protein of 101 amino acids. NCBI's taxonomy places the organism in Eukaryota, Metazoa, Chordata, Mammalia, Lagomorpha, Ochotonidae.